Centruroides sculpturatus (bark scorpion) is the source of this 3375-nucleotide messenger RNA. Its product is annotated as multiple epidermal growth factor-like domains protein 8. The record is from RefSeq and is a predicted model, not a curated record. Bases 1 to 2424 code for a protein of 807 amino acids. The transcript is spliced from 13 exons. Gene Ontology annotation, molecular function: protein binding. Lineage: Eukaryota; Metazoa; Arthropoda; Arachnida; Scorpiones; Buthidae.
AUGGAAGAAGAUAUGGCCAGAGGUAUCCAAGGAUUCUCAGGAGAAGAGCCUAUCGUUGACCAAAUUGUCAACUUAAUCGAUACAACAGGACUAGGUGAUGUAGAUGAGCAAGAUAUUAAGGAGUUACUUGAGGUUUCUGAUGAGAGUCUUAAACAACCUUUGAGAACAGGAAUAUAUGGACACUCUAGUGUGUAUCAUUCACAAACUAAAUCAAUAUUUGUUUUUGGGGGAAUAAUAUAUAAUGUUAAAGGUGCUACAAUCUCCGGUGAUUUGUAUACACUUCAUUAUCCAACUGGCAGAUGGUCAAAAUUACCACCUAACCAACCUGAUUCCAAUCCUCCUCCACGUAGUCUUCAUGCUGCUGUUUUAACAGACGAUUACAUGCUUAUCCUUGGUGGUCGAAAUGAAAAGUUUGAAUUAGUGGGCGAAACUUACGUUUAUAUAUUCAAAUGUAAUUUAUGGAUCUGCUUAGAAAAAGAAAAUGUUUCUGUUGUGGGAGAACCAUUGCCGCCAGUAUCUGGACUUUCAGCUACGUCAUUUUCAAGAAGCUUUUAUAUUUUUGGAGGUUUCAAUGGAGAAACAAGUGACCGUUUGACAAAAUUAACUUUACCGGAUGACAUUUGUCAUUUGUUUUCAAAGAAACAGUCAGAGUGCAUUCGUUACACAGGCUGUUCAUAUUGUUCCGUGAUGGAAAAUAAUGUGAGCCGUACAUUUUGCUAUUCUGAAUAUGGAAGCAUUCCUUACAAUUGUGAUAAUCCAAAAGGACGACUAAACAUUAUUACAGAUACAGACUGUAAUUUAGAAUGGAUGGAAAGACGAGAUUGCUAUCAAUACAAAACGUGUAUGGAUUGUGUUGCAGUUUGGCCAUUCUUUCCAAAUGCUAAACAGUUAUGCAAGUGGUGUUCAAAUUGUCAAAGAGGAAUAUGCAUUCCAGCUUCAGCUUCCUGUGAAGUAGAAAAUGAUUGCAAAAUUUCACAGCGUGCCAUAAAUCAGUCGUCAUUUUGUCCAAUAAGAGAAUGCUUAGCAUCAGACUGUGAAAAAUGUGGAAGUCUGCCAAACUGUACAUGGACACGCCAAGUUGAAAGAUCAGGUGGUGAAUGGAAGCAUACUUUAAAAGAUAAACCAAUAUUUAAUUGGACUUGUGUGGGAAAAACAAUCCAAGGUGCAUCUUCAUUUCCCGUAGAAUCGAUGCCUCCAUUAACUUGUCCUCCUCGAUGCAGUCAGCAUAGAAAUUGCAGUACUUGUUUACAAAGUGCUGGUGGAGAAGGAGGUUGGCACGAGUGCAGAUGGAGCGAAGGAUUACAACAAUGCAUUUCUCCAAGUUUUGAAUUACUACAAUGUGAAGGAGGGGCUUGUGGAGCUGUAUUACAAGGUUCCAGUUCCUAUUGUCCCGUACCCUGCUGGCACCAUAGCCAAGCAGCUCACUGCUUGUCAUAUCCUAACUGUGGAUGGUGUGCUUUCUCGGGCAAGAAAGUCAAUGGUCGAGGCAUCUGUAUGGAAGGUUGGAUAAAACAUCCAACGGAUGGAAAAUGUUAUGAAAAUCAUGUAUAUUUAAUUGAUCAUCCACUUCCUGAAAAUGUCACCAGAUGGUUAAAUCAAUCUGAUGGUCCAGUUUAUUGGGCAUAUCUUAAACAACCACCAGAAAAUGAAUGUCUUAAUGGUCAUCAUAACUGUGAUGACAAACAGCAUCAAGAAUGUGUUGAUACAGAAGAAAAAUUUGAAUGUAAAUGCAAACAAGGAUAUGUAAAUGAUGGCAAACAAUGUAAACCAGUAUGUAAUCAGGGAUGUAUGUUUGGAACUUGUGUAGAACCAAAUAAAUGUAAAUGUCAUUUUGGUUAUGUUGGACAUAAUUGUUCAAUACAAUGUGAUUGUAAUGGACAUAGUAAUUGUGCAGGUCCUGAUCGUCUUAAUGAUUGUUUAAAAUGCCAUAAUAAUACACAGGGAUCACAAUGUCAAAAAUGCAAACCAUUUUUUGUUGGAAAUCCCACAAAUGGUGGAAAGUGCAUUCCUUGUAAAGUAUAUUGUAAUGGACACAGUGAUUUAUGCUUUAGCUCAGAUUUCCUAAAUUCCUCUCUGCUGAGUUCACUCAGCAAUCACUGGGAUCAAUAUCUUAUGUCUGAAUACUUAGAAUUAGUAAAAGAAGGACCCAAGGAUGAUGCAAUUUGUAUAAAUUGUCAAAAUAAUACUGAAAAUAAUAGAUGUGAUCAAUGUAUUUCUGGAUUUUUUAAAAUUGGAGAUAAUAUAAAAGAGGGUUGUAGACCUUGUGAAUGUCAUGGCCAUGGAGAUAUGUGCAAUUCCAUAAAUGGCGAAAAUUGUAAUUGCCAAAAUAAUACAGAAAAUGAUAGACAAUGCAGUCAAAAGAAUAGCAAAAAUAUGGUGACCCCAUGUUGGCAAUUACAGGUAUGUAUGUAUAGGAAUCCAUGAUAUUUUCUUAGAGAAUGAAAAGUUUUGAAUUUUAUUAUGUUAAUGUAAAAUAUGGAGCACAAAAAGAUGUACAAGUAUCUGACCUACAAGACCUGUGAAACUAACAGUUCAUUCCAUACCUUUUCUGCUUGUUAAUAGAGGGAUAAUCUUCUAUCCAAGGAAGAAAGUACUAUUGCUGCCAAUUAUCUUGAUCUCAAGUUUUCUUUUGAAUUCUGAAACUAUCAGAAAUUUUUCUUAUUUAUAGAGAUUUAUAAAACUAAAUAGUUCUAUAAAUCUCUUCCAAAUAUGAAUCAAUCCUUAAAAUUUGUAUCAUAAUUCCAGAAAAUAAUUUUCAAGAUCUUAAGUCAUUUCAAAUCCUUUAUUUAUUCUGUUGAUACCAAGUAUUGAAGUUGGAUUUUCAGUCAUGUCUAUGAAUUUAUCUUUGGAAUGGACAGAAAAUUUAACAAAUUCUCCAUUUUAAAAGGACUCAAAUCACAAAAUUCAUAUCCUAGUUAAUAUGCAAUUUUUUCAAAUUUUGGAUAUUGCACCUCUGUUGAUGGAAUAUCAUUACCACUCAAAACUACUACUGUUCAUAUCGUUUUUACAAAGUGCUAACAGACAUUUAAAUGUUAAAUGAGUUGCUAAUUGUAUUAUUUACAUAAAAUUUAAAAUUGUAAAUUUUUUCAAAAACUUUGAUGAUACUAACAAGGAGGACUACCAGAGAUGGUUUCCUCUAAUUUUGCUGAGUUUUAUCUCUAUCAUAGUACUCUCCCAUUACUAUGUGAUAAAAGCCACUUGAAGCAACUCUCAAGCAUUCUUGAAAAAAAUUAGUUUAAAGUUUUCUGUUUUCCAUGUUUGCCAUGUAUUGACAAUUGUCAGCAGUGGGUAAUGUGCUUAAUCAUUAUGCUGCAAGUUACAGGUUUGAAUCUUAUUAUUAUUAGUUUUUUCUAACCUACAUGGAAUCAGAUUAUU